Messenger RNA from Aphanomyces invadans, 1180 nucleotides. RefSeq names its product serine/threonine-protein phosphatase 2A catalytic subunit alpha isoform. The record is from RefSeq and is a predicted model, not a curated record. The transcript is spliced from 3 exons. NCBI's taxonomy places the organism in Eukaryota, Oomycota, Saprolegniomycetes, Saprolegniales, Verrucalvaceae. Gene Ontology annotation, molecular function: protein serine/threonine phosphatase activity. Gene Ontology annotation, biological process: mitotic cell cycle; peptidyl-serine dephosphorylation. The coding region runs from base 42 to 1007 and encodes 321 amino acids. Gene Ontology annotation, cellular component: cytosol.
CCCCAAUAUUCGCCAGAAUCCCAGCCAGAGAAGGUCUCAUCAUGGUGGAAGCGACCCGCGCCGAGACGAAGUCCCUGGACGAACAGAUCAGCCGCCUGCGGCGUGCGGAGAACCUCACUGAGAAUGAGGUCAUGGAAUUGUGUAAGAAGGCCAAGGAAAUCUUGAGCGCCGAGUCCAAUGUGCAGCCCGUGCGUUGCCCCGUGACCGUGUGUGGCGACAUCCAUGGCCAGUUCUACGACUUGCUCGAAUUAUUUUGCAUUGGCGGACAAUGCCCCGACACGAACUACCUCUUCAUGGGAGAUUACGUCGAUCGAGGGUAUUACUCAUUGGAAAGCGUGUCGCUGCUUGUUGCCCUCAAGGUGCGCCACCGUGAACGCAUUACGAUUUUGCGCGGCAACCAUGAAAGCCGUCAAAUCACGCAAGUGUAUGGGUUCUACGACGAGUGCCUGCGCAAGUACGGCAACGCAAACGUGUGGAAGUACUUUACGGACCUCUUUGACUUUUUGCCAAUGACGGCGUUGAUCGAGAACCGCGUGUUCUGCAUGCACGGUGGAUUGUCGCCCAGCAUUGACACGUUGGACCAUGCGCGCGCAUUGGAUCGCGUGCAAGAAGUGCCGCACGAAGGACCGAUGUGCGACUUGGUAUGGAGUGACCCCGAUGACCGGUGUGGAUGGGGCAUUUCCCCCCGUGGUGCCGGCUACACAUUUGGCCAAGAUAUCACGGAACAGUUCAAGCGAAGCAACGGGCUCACGUUCAUCGCUCGCGCCCAUCAGCUCGUCAUGGAGGGAUACCAAUGGACGCACAAUCGUGGCGUCGUGACGAUCUUUAGUGCACCCAACUACUGCUACCGCUGUGGGAACCAGGCCGCUCUGAUGGAAAUCGACGAAGUGAUGGCCGACCGUGGUGGCGACAAGGUGUAUGACACGUGCAAGUUUAUCCAGUUCGACCCGGCGCCGCGGGACCACACGUUCAACGAGAAGAAGCGCACGCCAGAUUACUUCCUUUAGGUCGCCUCCUCCUCCUCAACAACCGAUACACUUGGAUGCUCUCCUCUUUCUUGCAUGUUAAACAACCCAUCGCAGCGCCCGAUCUCGCGUUGUUCUUGCUUCGAUGUAGCGUCUGGCAGCCUAAAGCCUCCAUGAGGCGACUCGUGCCAAUGCGCGUCAUCUUCCGCAAGAGA